CAGCCCCCGCCCAGCCCCGGAGCCUGGCCACCAGAGAGGAUGGCGGCCGCCAGCAGCAGGUUUCCUCGAGCCGCCUUGUUACUCAUCUGCUGGGUGAGCAUCGGCUCUCCAGUAUGCGUGGAAGUCCCGUCUGAGACGGAAGCUGUGCAGGGCACUCACAUGAAACUCCUGUGUAUCUCUUGCAUGAAGAGAGAAGAGGUGAUGGCCACCACCGUUGUCGAGUGGUUCUACAGACCUGAUGGUGGUAAAGACUUCCUGAUUUACGAGUACCGAAAUGGCCACCAGGAGGUAGAGAGCCCCUUCCAGAGCCGGCUCCAGUGGAAUGGGAGCAAAGACCUGCAGGAUGUCUCUAUCACCGUGCUCAAUGUCACACUCAAUGACUCUGGGGUCUACACCUGCAAUGUCUCCCGGGAGUUUGAAUUUGAGGAGCACCGCCCUUUUGUGAAAACCACCCGGCUCAUCCACCUCCGGGUUACAGAGGAGGCUGGAGAAGACUUCACAUCUGUGGUCUCAGAGAUCAUGAUGUACAUCCUGCUGGUCUUCCUCACUUUGUGGCUGCUCAUCGAGAUGGUCUACUGCUACAGGAAGGUGUCCAAGGCAGAGGAAGCUGCUCAGGAGACUGCGUCUGACUACCUCGCCAUCCCAUCAGAGAACAAGGAGAACUGCGUGGUGCCGGUGGAGGAGUAGGUGGCAGGCAUGAUGAACUCCUCUGGACCCAGGGCAUGGACAGGCCAGCCGCCUCUGGGCAACACUGCAACUGAAGAAGGGAAUCCAGGCAGGGAAAUGAAACCUCUUCUCCAGGGACUGGACACACAGUUUGCUGGCCACUACCACCUCCUAGGUCGGUGCUCCCCUAGGUGUGUUUUGCCACAAGAUGUCCUACCCCGGGUACCAGGUUCUGCAUUCAGCUCUCCUCCAUCUGCAUCUCUGUGCUGCCAAGACCAGCGGCCCCCCCCACCCCAAGCCCCAUCUCCCAUCACGGCUCUGCAGAUGCUGGUAACAUAUCACCCCCUUCCUACCCCAGCCGCCCCCCUCAACACCUGAAGGGGCUGCUCCCAGCAGAACUGGACAGAGUUGGCAUCUGACAACUUCUCGGAAGAAGGCUCUUCUCCCUGGGUUAGACUAAGCUUUGGUUAAUUUUCCAUGGGCUUUCCUAGCAGGGUAGGUCCUCACUCGCUGAGUCAGCCCCCUAGGGAGGCAGAGUCCCUGGGAAGUUGUAGCCGGAAGUGCUGGAAAUUAGCAGGACCAUUGGAGGCAGUUGGAGCCACAUCCCCUGAACCACCAUGAUCUCCGCAGAAGCAGGUCUUCCUGGCCGGGCUGCUUCCUGGCUUUGUUGUCCAUGGCCUCUGCUCCUGCCCCACCUUGGAUUUACUGGCCAAGAAUGAAUGGGUUGGGCUGAGGGCUGUGUUUCGGGGUAGGGAUUGGGUGGUUGGGAAUCUAUUUAAGGGGCAUCAGGGUAAGACCUCCGGAUCCCCAAUUUGGUCAAGUUGACCAUAUCCAUUAAUCAUCUGUCUCUGGUCCAGUGAGAACAGAAUCCUUUUCCUUA
Molecule: messenger RNA, 1546 nt
Organism: Ornithorhynchus anatinus (platypus)
Lineage: Eukaryota; Metazoa; Chordata; Mammalia; Monotremata; Ornithorhynchidae
Gene: SCN3B
Product: sodium voltage-gated channel beta subunit 3
Exons: 6
Coding region: 40-687 (215 amino acids)
Biological process (GO): sodium ion transport; ventricular cardiac muscle cell action potential; regulation of heart rate by cardiac conduction
Cellular component (GO): voltage-gated sodium channel complex
Molecular function (GO): sodium channel regulator activity
Source: RefSeq, a predicted model, not a curated record